Molecule: messenger RNA, 2545 nt
Organism: Hermetia illucens (black soldier fly)
Lineage: Eukaryota; Metazoa; Arthropoda; Insecta; Diptera; Stratiomyidae
Exons: 5
Coding region: 209-1012 (267 amino acids)
Source: RefSeq, a predicted model, not a curated record
AAAGCAACUGAAAUACAUCAGUUUGUUUCGAACUUUACGGCAAGCCCUGCCUGCAAUCUUAUUAAAUCCUUACAGCGUGAACAGUUUUAAUUGUAUCCUCUUCAAAUAUACAGUUUAAAGUAGUCUCGAUAUUAGUCAUCGGUGAAUUAUUCCAUCAAAAGACUCCAAGCAGGAAAGAACUUAUAAAGGAAAGUGUAUAUAUUAAGAAAUGCAUUCUGUGGGUAUUCAUUCAGCAUUAGCGAUAAAACGCCAACGAAAAAGACGUGAUGAACAAAGACGUGCGAAGGAGCGGCGAUAUAGCAUACAAAGUUCAGAAAGCGGAGACACAUUGCAUUCACCACAUGGAUCCACAAGACGAAAAUUUCAUCAUAAACAUUAUGCCUCGAAGUCAAAUACUGCCAUGUUGGAAAGUCAGGUCGUAACGAGCAUCGGAAUGCUUCACAUUGGUGUUGUUUUCAUCGUUUUUGGAGUAUUCUUACUUGGGGCUGGUAUUAUACCUGAUGACACUCCUUCGUGGAAUAUGUUUGGUUCCAGUAGCUCUUGGUGGAAUGAAGUAACGUGUACGGGACUCUUCUCCACUGGUCUCGGAAUUUUUCUUCUUGUUCUGAAUUGCCUCAUCAGCAAGAAAGAAGAAGAAGAUCUCGAAGACUACGUACAACGACAAUUAACCCGCUCAAGAUCUGGUCAUCGUUUGGAACGGGAUGCCGAAACUGGUGUCCUGACGACACGUCACACACGUAAAGCACUUGCCCUCAAGCAUGACAGUUUCGAUAAUUUGUCACACUCGAAUGUGACUCCCGAAACAAGUGAGAUGGUCACACCGACAACGCCAGUUGGUAACUGUAUAGGCAAUUCAGGAGAUAUGCUAUUAGAAAAAAUCAUGGAGGAGGAUAGCAGUUAUACGGAUGAAAGAAAUUGCGGAGAAAUACAAUCGCCAGUGGGAAACGAUAAAAGGUAUCUAUUAGGCAAUGGUCACACCAUCGGUGGAAACAUACCAAUCACUCGGAUUUAAUAGAUUUCGUGUAUGGUAAUGAGAAACGCAACACGAGCUGAAUGUCAACAGGUCGACACUUUGUUGCGUCUAGGAACUCUGUUGGUGAAUAUACGCUAAAAGAAAGAAAUGGUGCGUAAUUAUGCCUCCUGCCCUUUAAUAAUUAGUGAAAUAGAAAAUUAUAGAGUAAAUCCCAAAUUAUUUAUAAUCGUAGCUAUAUGUAUGUAGUAAAAGGAAACAUCAAAAUCUCGACAAUUUUAUUUUUAUAUUUAUUAUGAAGCUAUAAUAAGGCAAUAUUGAUAUUACAUUAUCUUAUUUAAUGCUUUUUCUCUUAAAUAUUUCAAACGUUCAAUCAAAAUAAUGUGAACACCGAUAAGCAAUGCAAAUUGUAUUGUCUCAUGUCCCAUUGCUUUUACAUGAUCAAUCAGUUAAUACUUUACCAAGAAAUGCCUCUUAUGUAGGAUAUUUUACUUUUCAAUAGAUUUCGUUCGAAAGUUUUAGCUUCGUUCGUGAAUAUUUUGACAAGACUCAAAUACAUAGUUAUUACGGAACAUCCUCAAUCGGUGGAAACAAAAGUUCGGAACAAAAAUUGAAAUACAUAAUAACAAAAAUAAAUCACGACUCACUCAAACAAAACAAUUCACAGUUUCCCUUUUCGUACAUUGAGCAAAUUUCAUCAGUGUAGUGUUUGAUCGCGUUUGGCCUGAGGUGCUGUCUUGGUCUGAUUAGCUGCAGUAAAGCGCCCGCCGCCAAGAAAAAUCUAUCCGAUCAAAAAAGAUGGUAAUUUUCACAAUGUCUGGAAUACACCAACGAUUAAAUGAUUUGAUCCAAUUGAAUUAUUCGAUUUGUGCCAUAUGGAGUCUGCCUUUGGCUUAGUGGGAGAAAGUUUGGUUUAUAUCGAUGAUCGACUCUAUCAAGUAGUUGACAGUAAUAAUUGGAUGUGGAAGCAUUUUCAUCACAUCACUGUUAGCAACAGACUACUUCGUGUCACAAGGAAGGAUCAAUUCCACAACCGUCCCCUCGAACUGAUGCAGGAGCGUUAUGCAGUGGCAGUCUCAGCACAUUUUAAAUGUUUAUGAAUUCAUUAGGCAUGGUCAUUAUUGAUUUGAUGACAGUCCCAUUUUGUGUAAAUGCCGAAUCGCAGUUGACUGUGAUGAAUGCAAUUCAAAUGGUGAAAAGAGUUCCCUUUGCUUAUGAUAAACCACAGGAUACCCUGCAACUUUUGACAAGAUCUCGAAUCUAUCAUAAACUGAUGUUGUUGGCUAUGGUACAGGAACAGUCGCCAACGCUAUACGUUUAGAAAUAAAUCUAUUUGUUAUACAUGACGAAUUAUUUUAACGCGAGAAACUAAGUCGUUUAUUAAAUACAGAAAGAAUAUAAAUGGCAAGUUGCGGGUUGAUCAGCUAAAAAAAUAUUAAUAAUUCCAACUGUGUGCAACUGAAUACUGUGAUUUCAUUAGCUUCUUUUCAUCUUUCAUAGUUUUCAAAGAAAAUACCAGCAGAUAAAUAUUUUGUUCAUCGUAUAGGACAUAUAAUACUAUAUUAAGUUUCAUAA